Molecule: messenger RNA, 953 nt
Organism: Daphnia pulicaria
Lineage: Eukaryota; Metazoa; Arthropoda; Branchiopoda; Diplostraca; Daphniidae
Exons: 4
Coding region: 154-888 (244 amino acids)
Source: RefSeq, a predicted model, not a curated record
CGAUCACAUUAGUUAGUCAGUUGAACGCAUUGAUUGUUUGCUGGUCUGGAGUUUUCGGAGACUUUUUAAAAAAGGCGUAGAGCGUCGCGUUUAAGUUUUCAAGAAUCUUCACAAGUUGUACAAGCAAAGAGUUACAGUCGACAUACUCAUAAAAUGCAGUCAUUCCAGUCAGUGCCAGAACCAACCAAAUUGAAUAAGUCAACGUUUCUCUUGACGUGCUCCAUUAUCAAUAUUUUUCUUUUCCCGAUAUGUGUUGGCCUAGAGAUAGCGCAUCCGUUCGUCUACCAAGGAUUAUGGGGAUCAAGCACGUUUUUUAUAGCCGGAUUAGUCGGCUUCAGCACUUCAUACACGCCGAAAAGAUCUCUACUCUUCACGACCCUGGUUUUUUCUUCUAUAUCUAUAGUUUUUACUACAGUUUCUUGCAUAUUAUCUGGAUUUGGCUAUUUUAUUGGCUACCGGGACUGUAUUUACGUUCGGAAUGACAUCUAUCACUACAAUGAAUAUGUUUGUGGUGAACAUUACUACUCGGAAACCCAGAUGGUCUUGUUGGUUGUCGAAUUCCUUGCCGGGAUCAGCAAUCUUAUUAUCACGAUUUGGUGUAGCAAACAAAUCUGCAAUUGUUGCAAGCGAGUUGACUCGUCAAUUCCUAUCGUAGUUCACAAUCCGCAGCAACCGACGCCAGUGUGGAUCGUUUCACCAACUGGGCAGCAGCAACAAUUGCAGUAUUCAUACUCAACAGUAGUCUACUCGCCACCUCAACAGCAACCAUCAAUGCAACAAGAGCAGCAUCCAGCCGAAUAUCACACAACCCAAACCGAUCCAGCUCCUCCGCCACCUUAUUCGGCUGUGGAUACAUUGGAACCGGAGCAGAAAAAAGAAAACGUCUGAUUGCGCAAUUAGUACUGCAAAUAAAAAUCGAUACUUAAUUAAAAAUAAUACAUAAUUAAAAUUAA